Messenger RNA from Aspergillus saccharolyticus JOP 1030-1, 1791 nucleotides. RefSeq names its product Ytp1 family protein. Bases 1 to 1791 code for a protein of 596 amino acids. The transcript is spliced from 4 exons. Lineage: Eukaryota; Fungi; Ascomycota; Eurotiomycetes; Eurotiales; Aspergillaceae. The record is from RefSeq and is a predicted model, not a curated record.
AUGUGGCAGCGAGCUUCCCGUGCCGCACUCGCGGCGUCCUUUUUUCUAUUCACACUUGCGAAUGCGAUUCCGCAUGGAGAUGAAGAUGGAAUGCACAUGGAUGAUGGCAUGGACAUGUCCAGUCACGAUUCGCAGCCCAAGGAACCUUCUGAUGCCAGCGAUGACUCGCCUAUGAGCUACUUUGCUUAUGGCAAGCACAGCGGUGCCAUCAUGGCGCACAUCGGCUUGAUGGUCAUUGCUUGGUGCUUCAUCCUCCCGAUCGCGGUCAUGCUUAGUGUUGGACGAUCCCGCUUUGCCCUGCCGUCGCAAUUCCUCUUUCUGGUCCUCAACGCGGUUGGCAUGCUUGUCGGAAUUAUUUACAACAGCCAGACUCCAGAUCUGUACGAAAACAACGCCCACCACAAGAUUGGCUGGAUCGCCACUUGGGUGGUCAGCGCGCAAGUGAUCAUGUCGUUGAUCUUCGCCUACGCUGGAAGAGGAGAGACUGAGACCGAUUCUUAUGAACGUGCGACCUUCCUGCCUGUCUCGACUGAUGAGAUGGCCGAUAGUCACCACACCUUCCCAGCUGGACCUCGCCACUCAUAUCGUUGGUCGAGAGACAGUGGACAGGGCACCGAAAGAAAUUCUUCCUCGAUCCACUGUCCAGAGUCCCCCUCGUGUGCCUCCGGGUCAGACGAGUAUGACGGGUUUGAAAAACCCGAGGAUUCUGUUCCUGAGAGCCCUCCCCAGUCACGCAGACCUAUGCGGAUCCCCGUCAUUGACCGCUUCCUGGCCAGCCGCGUCCCGGGCAUGGUGUCCAACCGUGUGCUUCGUGCCCUUUCGACUGUAUAUUUGAUCAUCGACAGGAUUAUCCUGCCUUUCGGGUUUGUCGCUCUGGUGACUGGAUUUGUGACUUAUGGCGGGAUCAUGCGCGGCAAGGAAGUUUUCAACGGACUUGCGCAUUUCAUCAAAGGCGGUAUUUUCGUGUGGUACGGUCUCCUGACCCUCGGACGGAUGCUUGGCUGCUGGGCAGAUCUGGGCUGGGCCUGGAACGUGAAACCAUCCAGCGCUAUUGUUGGUAAAGGAAAGGCCAGAGUCCCCACGGGCGAAUUCACCGAAUCAUUCGUGAUCUUCCUUUAUGGUGCAAGCAACAUGUUCCUGGAGCAUCUCACAGGAUGGGGCGGCAAGUGGACUGCGACAGAUUUCGAGCACGUCUCCAUCUCCAUCAUGUUCUUCGGUGGUGGACUGUGUGGUAUGCUUUUCGAGUCGAAGCGCGUCAAGAGUUGGUUGAACAGCACUGUCCUGCAAUAUCCAUCCCACAUGAACGCUCAUGCUUGCACCGAUACUGCCUGGCAGAUUCCCGACACUCAAGGCGUAUCUCUCAAUCCCAUGCCUGCCUUGAUCAUUCUUCUUCUGGGCAUGAUGAUGGGUUCCCAUCACCAAGAUAGCAUGGUAUCGACAAUGGUGCACACACAGUGGGGCAACCUUCUUGUUGGAUUUGCCCUUGCUCGAGGCGUGACUUAUAUCAUCAUGUACCUGAAGCCACCCACCUCCUACCUACCUUCUCGUCCACCGACCGAGAUUGUGGCUUCCUUCUGUCUCAUCUCUGGUGGUCUAGUUUUCAUGCUUAGCACACGAAGUGUGAUUCAGACUAUGGAAUACUACGAGCUUGAUGCGAUGUUUGUGUUCACUGUCACCAUGGGCUUGACCGCCUUCAUCAUGGCCUACGAAAUCCUCUCUAUCGCAAUCAAAGCCUGGGCGGUGAAGCGGGAAUCCCGCCCACAGCUGGCACCUUAUCAGUUUCCCGCCUAA